AGAAGAGUCGGAUUCCCUCACCUCCCCUUCGGCUUCGGGAAGCCUCCCCGGACCCCCAAAAUUCCCGAAGAAGGUGCGGGGGGCCGGGUCCCCAGGCGCCGCCGCGGCGCCCCGCCUCCGCCUCGCGGGGCACGCCGGGAGAGGAAGUUCUCGGCCGCGUCGCCACAACAGGUAGUCCUCAGGCUCAGACUCCAAAUCCCAGGAUGCACCGCACUUCGCCGCGCGGGGCGGGCCGUGGUUGCCCUUGGCAACAGCGCGGGUCUCCGGGAGCCGGGAGCCGGACGCGCUCGGGAGUUGGGGGAGGGCCGGGCGCUACUGGCGAGGGGUGGGGACGCGGGCGGAGAGACAGAGCGGAGGCCGGAGCCCGGCGAGGCCGACGUUCGGAGGCACGGGGAUGCACAGGGUUUUCCAGGGCCAGAGGGGGGCGUGGAGGGACGGGGAGACCCCCAGGCGCGGAGAGAGAGGUUCCUAGCCAGAAGGCAGGUGCCUGAGCUGGAGCUCCCGCCGCCGCUGCCGCCGCCCUUGCCUCCGGCUCCUCGGCGCCCCUGCCCUCGGCUCUCCGCCCUGCCCGCCCGCUCCCCCUGGCGGAGCCGGCGCGCCCCGGGGUGCCGCUCCCCGCCCUGCGCUCCGCGCCUGGAGGUGCCUCGCCCCUCUCCUUCCCUCCUCGCAAUCUCCCCGUGGCUCAGUGCUCUCCCGAGUCUCCGGCUCCUCGCCCUUCCACCUGUUUCCCCAGAAAGGCAGGAUCCUGGUCCCUGCUACGUUCCUGGGGCCAUGGCAGGCCUGGGCCCCGGCGGAGGCGAUUCAGAGGGGGGACCCCGGCCCCUGUUUUGCAGAAAGGGGGCUCUGAGGCAGAAGGUGGUCCACGAAGUCAAGAGCCACAAGUUCACCGCCCGCUUCUUCAAGCAGCCAACCUUCUGCAGCCACUGCACCGACUUCAUCUGGGGGAUUGGAAAACAGGGCCUGCAAUGUCAAGUCUGCAGCUUUGUGGUUCAUCGACGAUGCCACGAAUUUGUGACCUUCGAGUGUCCAGGCGCUGGGAAGGGCCCCCAGACGGAUGACCCCCGAAACAAGCACAAGUUCCGUCUGCACAGCUAUAGCAGCCCCACCUUUUGCGACCACUGCGGCUCCCUUCUCUACGGGCUGGUGCACCAGGGCAUGAAAUGCUCCUGCUGCGAGAUGAACGUGCACCGACGCUGUGUGCGCAGCGUGCCCUCUCUGUGCGGGGUGGACCACACGGAGCGCCGUGGGCGCCUGCAGCUGGAAAUCCGAGCUCCGACUGCAGAUGAGAUACACGUCACAGUUGGCGAGGCCCGUAACCUCAUCCCAAUGGAUCCCAAUGGUCUGUCGGAUCCCUAUGUGAAGCUGAAGCUUAUCCCAGACCCUCGGAACUUGACAAAACAGAAGACCCGGACGGUGAAAGCCACACUAAACCCUGUGUGGAACGAGACCUUUGUGUUCAACCUGAAGCCGGGGGACGUGGAGCGCCGGCUCAGCGUGGAGGUGUGGGACUGGGACCGGACUUCCCGCAACGAUUUCAUGGGUGCCAUGUCCUUCGGUGUCUCGGAGCUGCUCAAGGCGCCGGUGGACGGCUGGUACAAGUUACUGAACCAAGAGGAGGGCGAAUAUUACAAUGUGCCGGUGGCUGAUGCUGACAACUGCAGCCUCCUCCAGAAGUUUGAGGCCUGUAACUACCCCCUGGAACUGUAUGAGCGGGUGCGGAUGGGUCCCUCUUCCUCUCCCAUCCCUUCCCCAUCCCCCAGUCCCACCGACUCCAAGCGCUGUUUCUUUGGGACAAGCCCUGGACGUCUGCACAUCUCUGACUUCAGCUUCCUCAUGGUUCUAGGAAAAGGCAGUUUUGGGAAGGUGAUGCUGGCUGAGCGCAGGGGCUCUGAUGAGCUCUACGCCAUCAAGAUCCUGAAGAAAGACGUGAUUGUUCAGGAUGAUGACGUGGACUGCACCCUGGUGGAGAAGCGAGUGCUGGCCCUGGGGGGCCGAGGCCCGGGGGGGCGGCCCCACUUUCUCACCCAGCUGCACUCCACCUUCCAGACCCCGGAUCGCCUGUAUUUUGUGAUGGAGUAUGUCACCGGGGGCGACUUGAUGUACCACAUUCAGCAGUUGGGCAAGUUUAAGGAGCCCCAUGCAGCGUUCUAUGCAGCGGAAAUCGCCAUCGGCCUCUUCUUCCUUCACAAUCAGGGCAUCAUCUACCGGGACCUGAAACUAGACAACGUGAUGCUGGAUGCCGAAGGACACAUCAAAAUCACUGACUUCGGCAUGUGUAAGGAGAACGUCUUCCCCGGGACCACGACCCGCACCUUCUGCGGGACCCCAGACUACAUAGCCCCCGAGAUCAUUGCCUACCAGCCCUAUGGGAAGUCUGUGGAUUGGUGGUCCUUUGGGGUUCUGCUGUAUGAGAUGCUGGCAGGACAGCCCCCUUUUGAUGGGGAGGAUGAGGAAGAGCUGUUUCAGGCCAUCAUGGAACAAACUGUCACUUACCCCAAGUCGCUUUCCCGGGAAGCUGUGGCGAUCUGCAAGGGGUUCCUAACUAAGCAUCCAGCGAAGCGCCUGGGCUCAGGGCCAGACGGGGAGCCCGCCAUCCGUGCUCAUGGCUUUUUCCGCUGGAUGGACUGGGAGCGCUUGGAGCGACUGGAGAUCGCCCCUCCGUUCAGACCCCGUCCGUGUGGACGCAGCGGCGAGAACUUCGACAAAUUCUUCACGCGGGCGGCGCCAGCACUGACCCCGCCAGACCGCCUAGUUUUGGCCAGCAUCGACCAGGCCGACUUCCAAGGCUUCACCUACGUGAACCCGGAUUUUGUGCACCCGGACGCCCGCAGCCCCAUCAGCCCCCCGCCUGUGCCAGUCAUGUAAUCUGUCCUGCCGCCACUAGGUGUCCCCAUCGCUCCCUCCCCGCUCCAGCCUUAGCCCCUCUUCACCCCCUCUCCCAUUCUGUUCUUGCUCCCCAGCAUUCUAGCCUCUGCCCUGUGGGUGCUAGAUGCCCCUCCGCAGCGUUCCUGGCAUUCUACACUCCAUACAGUCUCUAGAGCCUUACCGCGUUCUAGAUGCUGCUGUGCUGAGCCCUGGGUUCUCCCCCACCUCAGUGUUCUGGCCUCUGCUCUACCGGGUUCCAGAACCACUACCACUCUCCCAAUUCCAUGGGGUUCUAGACUCCAUUUUGGUAGACUCUGUGCCUCUCCUUUUUUUUUUUUUUUUUUCCUUUCUGGGAAAUAGUCUCAUGGGGUGCGCUGUUCCAGACUUGGAUUCCAGAACAAACCCCCACCUCCGACCCCCCAUCUCCACUCCAUUCUGGAGUAAGUGGGAGGCUGUGCCCCCAUGCUCCAGCGUUCCUCUUCUACACUCUAGGGAUUCCUGGGAUGUAUGAAGGAUUCUUAUUACCCCAGCUGUUCUCAAUCAGCUUUUGUUCUAGACGCCCCCACCCUAAACCCAUCACUGCUCGCCUGCCAGGUGCAUGGCUCCAGUCCUGCUCGGAACCCCUCCUCCCUCCUGUCCCCCCCCCCCCCCCGCCGUACCCCGUGCCUGCCACUCUCCGGGACUCUCUCCUCCUCCCCACGCCCACUCUUCUCUUUGGCUCUCCCACCCGGCCACAGCUACUGGAGAAUAAAUUUGGGAUGCUGAUGCUGAAGUGUUUGGAUGUUUUCUUCUAAGCUUGCAGAAUGAAGGGGGUGUGGAGGUGGGACAGUGACUGUACACGGAAACGCACACCCAGAGGCUGGGGGCAGGGCGACAGAGAGGGGGGGAAGCACAGAGACCCACAAAGUGGGGAGAAGGUACCCACAGCGCCAGAGGGAAAGAGCAGAGCCGGGCGUGGGGGGAGGCACGAGCGCCGCGGAGAGGAGCGAAG
Messenger RNA from Mirounga angustirostris (Northern elephant seal), 3856 nucleotides. RefSeq names its product protein kinase C gamma (gene PRKCG). The record is from RefSeq and is a predicted model, not a curated record. Lineage: Eukaryota; Metazoa; Chordata; Mammalia; Carnivora; Phocidae. Gene Ontology annotation, molecular function: zinc ion binding; ATP binding; diacylglycerol-dependent serine/threonine kinase activity. Bases 772 to 2865 code for a protein of 697 amino acids. Gene Ontology annotation, biological process: protein phosphorylation. The transcript is spliced from 19 exons.